Molecule: messenger RNA, 2454 nt
Organism: Pyrenophora tritici-repentis Pt-1C-BFP
Lineage: Eukaryota; Fungi; Ascomycota; Dothideomycetes; Pleosporales; Pleosporaceae
Biological process (GO): protein polyubiquitination
Cellular component (GO): cytoplasm
Molecular function (GO): ubiquitin protein ligase activity; protein binding
Source: RefSeq, a predicted model, not a curated record
AUGGACGGCGCUGGCCAGCCCAACCUGCGCAUCACCAUCAUUGCCGCCGAUGGCCUCUAUAAGCGCGAUGUGUUCCGAUUUCCGGACCCCUUCGCCGUGGCCACGAUCAAUGGCGAGCAGACGCGCACCACGAGUGUCAUCAAGAAGACGCUGAACCCGUACUGGAAUGAGAGCUUUGACAUGAAAGUGAACGAAGAAAGCGUCCUGGCGGUUCAGAUCUUUGACCAGAAGAAGUUCAAGAAGAAGGAUCAGGGCUUCCUAGGUGUCAUUAAUGUCCGCAUCGGGUCGGUAAUAGACCUUGACGCGGGGGGUGAUGAGAUGCUCACGCGCGACCUCAAAAAGUCAAACGACAACAUGGUUGUUCACGGCAAGCUCAUCCUUAACCUCUCCACUAACCUCUCUGCGCCCAUCAGUCAAGGAGGACAGAACGCCACCCGUCCAACCGCCUCCCCGCAUCCAUCCGUAAAUGGUGGCAUCCCAGGCGCUGUGCCCACCCCGCAACAAUCCACGACCAACUUGCACCCUCCCGACGCAUACCCCGGCCAACAACGACCAGCAGUCGCCGGUCAACCGCCUGCUCAGCGCCCACCACCAGCAGGUGCUCCUGCCGGUGGCCCUCCCGCUGGUCCUGGUCCUGCCCCCAACGGUGCCCCUCCAGCUCGCAAUGGUGCCGGUGGCGCUUACAGCGCAUUUGAGGAUGCCCAAGGAAGACUGCCAAAUGGCUGGGAGCGUCGUGAGGAUCACCUAGGCCGAACAUACUACGUCGAUCAUAACACGCGACAAACCACAUGGAUCAGACCUGGCGCUGGCUUCAACGAGGCCGACCAACGCCGAGAUGUAGCCGCCCAGACCCAGCAGGAACGCAUGAGGCAUCAGAACCGUAUGCUGCCAGAAGACCGGACGGGAGCUAACUCGCCCACGCUGACCGACCGCCAACCAUCGCCACCGACUGGCUCAGCAAGCGCGGUAAGCAUGAUGGCAACAGGAGCAACUACUGCUGGUACAGGAGAGCUCCCCUCUGGCUGGGAGCAGCGGCAUACUCCCGAAGGUCGACCCUACUUUGUUGACCACAACACUCGGACGACAACAUGGGUGGAUCCCCGCCGACAGCAAUACAUUCGCAUGUACGGUGGACAGGCCGCAAACGGCAGCACCAUCCAGCAGCAGCCUGUUUCCCAACUUGGUCCGCUGCCAUCAGGAUGGGAAAUGCGCCUCACCAAUACAGCACGAGUCUACUUUGUGGACCACAACACCAAGACUACCACUUGGGACGACCCGAGGUUACCAUCUUCACUAGAUCAGAACGUGCCUCAGUACAAGCGUGACUUCCGUCGCAAGUUGAUCUACUUCCGAUCGCAGCCAGCACUCCGCAUCGUUAGUGGCCAGUGCCAUGUCAAGGUUCGCCGAACCCAUAUUUUCGAGGAUUCCUACCAUGAGAUUAUGCGCCAAAGUGCUGCUGAUCUCAAGAAGCGCUUGAUGAUCAAGUUUGACGGUGAAGACGGUCUGGAUUACGGAGGUCUUUCCCGAGAGUUCUUCUUCCUGCUUUCCCACGAGAUGUUCAAUCCUUUCUACUGCUUGUUCGAAUAUUCUGCGCACGACAACUAUACGCUCCAGAUCAACCCUCAUUCCGGUAUCAACCCCGAGCACUUGAACUACUUCAAGUUUAUCGGACGUGUCGUGGGUCUGGCCAUCUUCCAUCGUCGUUUCCUGGAUGCUUUCUUCAUUGGAGCUUUCUACAAGAUGAUCCUAAGGAAGAAGGUUGCGCUGCAAGAUAUGGAGGGUGUGGAUGCCGAUUUCCAUCGCAAUCUGGAGUGGAUGCUGAACAACGACAUUACCGACGCUCUUGAGCUGACCUUUGCGACUGACGAUGAGCGCUUCGGCGAAACUGUCAGCAUCGAACUAAAGCCCGGGGGUGACGAGAUCGAAGUCACUAAUGAAAACAAGCACGAAUACGUCGAACUCAUCACAGAAUGGCGUAUCCAGAAACGUGUCGAAGAACAAUUCCAGGCUUUCAUCACCGGUUUCCACGAGCUCAUCCCCGCGGAUCUAGUAAACGUUUUCGACGAACGUGAGCUCGAGCUGCUUAUCGGAGGUAUCGCAGAUAUCGAUGUUGAGGACUGGAAGAAACACACCGACUACCGUGGCUACACCGAGAACGACGAAGUCAUCCAGAACUUCUGGAAAUGCAUUCGUAGCUGGGAUGCCGAACAGAAAUCCCGUCUCCUUCAAUUCGCUACGGGUACCUCGCGUAUUCCUGUCAACGGUUUCAAGGAUCUGCAGGGUAGUGAUGGGCCGAGACGGUUCACUAUUGAAAAGGCUGGAGAACCAAAUCAAUUACCGAAAUCACAUACAUGUUUCAACCGUCUCGACUUGCCACCGUAUAAGACAUUCGAGGCGCUCAAUCAAAAACUCACCAUUGCUGUCGAGGAGACUGUCGGUUUUGGACAGGAGUAA